Molecule: messenger RNA, 3417 nt
Organism: Alexandromys fortis (reed vole)
Lineage: Eukaryota; Metazoa; Chordata; Mammalia; Rodentia; Cricetidae
Gene: Spata3
Product: spermatogenesis associated 3
Exons: 4
Coding region: 7-591 (194 amino acids)
Source: RefSeq, a predicted model, not a curated record
AUCACCAUGAAGAAGGUCAAGAAGAAAAAGUCCGAUUCCAGGCGCCGCAGGGAUACCAUUUCACCGCAGGCUAGCUCCGACUCCUCACAGCAUCCCAGCUCGGAAACCCCACCGACAUGCCCAGAGUCCACCUCGCCACCGUCGCAGCCACAGCCCUGCCAGGAGUCCACCCCACCGCAAGUUAACCCUGAACCUCUACCGCAACCGCCUGCACCCCAGGCUCUCCCAGCUGCAGAACGCCGGGCCUCAACGCCAUGCCUGUUACCUGCAAAGGUUGAACCCAAAUCAAGCUCUCCAUCCAGGAAACCAGCAGUGCCUCUGACCUAUAUGGCUCCACGCUCCUGUUCCUGUAUGGCCUGCCCUGGCAGCUCUGCUUGCUGGCGUCGUCUGGGGCUGUGUCACAGCCGCAUCUUCGAUGUCCUCCUGCCUCGGGACUGGCAAGCCAUGCCGGGGAGAGGAUUCCCAAACCUUCUCACCUUCUACAGAAAACCUUCAAGGAAAUACUGCACUUCCCGUAACUCACGUACUUCAGGCUCUCGGGACUGUUGCUGUGUCUCUGGGGGCCCUGGGAGCUGCCUACUUCAUCGCUGAAUCCUUGUGAACUGAACCCCAGGCCCAUGGUCCGGCAGAUCCAGUGUCCAUCAAAGGAUCUCACUUGUCACCAAAAUAGAGAAAGAAAAAUAUCUUGUCUCUUUUCAUCAUUUUAUUUUAUUUUUUUAUUUUUGAGACAAGGACUUCCUAUGUAGUCCAGGAUAGCCAUAAACUCCUAAUCUUCCUAGCAGAGCCUGUAGAAUACUAGGGUUUCAGGUGUGUGCCACCAGACCCAGGUAGAAAUCUGUCUUCAGUGUGUUUUACUCAGAAAUAUAAAAGUUGGAUCCAGCACCCAGUCGUGGAGGUAAGAGCCUUGAGGAUAUUUCAGUCUGAGUAGGAACCUACCAUUCCUGGCUUGGCCUCUCACCAGGGAGAACCACACUACACACAUUCAACAGGACAAUGUUUACUGCUUUCUAAAAGCAAGAACGACGGGGCUCGAUUCAAUGCCUAAUUUAACUGGUCAGCCGCAAGUCAGGCCAGUUAACAAGGGCAGGAGGGACAAGCUAGUAAAAAGCCUGUGUUCUGGGAGGCAAGGGCCCUGAACCCAGCAGGGCUAUCUCUAGAAAAAUGGCCCCUCUUGACAUUACUUGUGAUGGGGUCCUGAUCUGUUUGCACCCUGUGACUACUUCUGGUCGGUCAGUGCUGGGUGGGCUUUUUCUUCUAAUUCUUAAACUGUCAGGUAGAAUCUUAGUCUACAGUAAUCCCAGCAAAUACUCCUGAAAGAGGCAGGUAUUACAAGGAAGGGAGACAGACAGUACUGGCGACAGUGGCCUCCGCAGGCAGCUGGAGCCAGACCCUGCUGGUGCCACCUUGGAAGACGGCAGUACACACUGUCAGAAUAAUCCCACCCAAGAGAAAACUAACAGUGAGUAGCCGCUGCUACCUGCUGUUGAUGGCGGCCUACCAAGAGGGAGAUGGCUGUACUUGCAUCCUCAGGAGAGGAAUCAUAUAGACAGAGAAGAGUAGAUGGCAGAGAAAGCCAUGCCCAAGCCUUGUGGGGCAGAAAAGGGUAGGAUAAGAACCUGCUGUUCCUCUAAGAGUUGGCCAAGGGGGAAAUAUAGCCAGACUGCCCCCAGUGAGGCAGGUGACUGAUCUUCCUGGAGCAGUAGAUAGAACUGAGUGGAUAGGUCAGGCUAGUUAGUUACUGGAAGUCCCCAGAGCCUGUGAAUCUUUGUUUAAGGUGAUCCCAGCAAACACCACUAGUUGAGGGGACAAGUGAUCGGAACUGGGGUUCCCUCCCUGAGCCCAUAGAAACGUUCUCUGAGAAGUCAGGCUCUUAAAGAAUGCAGAACAAGGGACCCAGGAGGAUCAUGUUUCUGCCCUGUCCUGUGUGUGAUAUGAAGAAUCCCACAGAUCUCAGAGACCCUGUGACCACUACUUCCGCAAGGCCUGACUCCUAUGACCAAAGACAAACUCCUUUCCCUGGUAUAUUAAUAGACCCCCUUCUGUUGUAAAUGACAACUUGGCAAACCCGUGACCCUGCUUAAAUCAGCCCUCUGCCCAGCACACAGGCUUACACAGCUAAACUUGGAGCCGCUCGCCCACACAAGUAGUUCUCUCACUCUUAAGUCUUCUCAGUCUGUGUCCCAGGCCUGGCCGUGUCUUCCAGGACAGUCUCAUGUAUCCCAUAUCCCCUCUGUAGGAGGAGACCACAUUCCCUGAGGAGACCUUGAACGGAUCCCCCCUGCCUCCACCUCACAAGCACUAAAAUUGCAGGUAUACACCACCAUGCAUGGUUUAUUCAGUAAGAGGGAUCAAACCCAGGACCUCGGUCAUUUUAGACAAUCACUUUACCAACUGAGAUGCAUCUCUAGUCCCAGACUUACUUUCGAUGCCUGACCACAGACUGCGGUGGGGCUGCAAGCUGCUAGGAACCAGAUCACCUUAUAUUCCCCAUGCAUUUAUUGGUUGUCCUCACCUCCCCCUCCCUCAGUCUAUAAGACACUGCCCACAGCACCUCUGUAAUGACUGCCCAUUACCCUGUCCCUGAGGCAUUGACUGAUUUGAUGAUGCUGGCCACAGGCCUGUUCUAGAAACCAAGAUAAAUGGGUUCUUCAGUCUGGCUGCUUUUUAUUCAACACAACGGUUUAUUAUUAUUAUUAUUAUUAUUAUUAUUAUUAGUUGUUGUUGUUGAAAAAAUUUCCACCUCCUCCCCUCCCCCCAUUUCCCUCCCCCUCCUCACACUCCUCUCCCCCUCCCCCCACUGCAUUCCCCCUCCCUCUCGAGUCUGAAGAGCAGUCCGGAUUCCCUGCCCUGUGGGAAGUCCAAAGUCCUCCCCACUCCAUCCAGGUCCAGGGAAGGUGAGCAUCCAAACUGGCUAGGCUCCCACAAAGCCAGUUUAUGCAGUAGGAUCAAAACCCAGUGCCAUUGUCCUUGGCUUCUCAUCAGCCUUCAUUGUCUGCCAUGUUCAGAAAGUCCAGUUUUAUCCCAUGCUUAUUCAGUCCCAGUCCAGCUGGCCUUGGUGAGCUCCCAAUAGAUCAGCCCCACUGUCACAGUGGGUGGGUGUACCCCUCGCGGUCCUGACUUUCUUGCUCAUGUUCUCCCUCCUUCUGCUCCUCAUUUGGACCUUGGGAGCUCAGUCCGGUGCUCCAAUAUGGGUCUCUGUCUCUAUCUCCAUCCAUCGCCAGAUGAAGGUUCUAAGGUGAUAUGCAAGAUACCAGUAUGGCUAUAGGAUAGGGUCAUUUCAGGUUCCCUCUCCUCAGCAGCACAACGUUUUGAAUUUAUAUUUCAGUCCUAUAUGUAGCAAUUGUUCUCUUGAUUUCUAAGUGUGUCACAAUCUAUUUCUUCAUUCAUCUGCUACUGAUAUAAUGUCAUUUUUUCAAG